Molecule: messenger RNA, 843 nt
Organism: Histoplasma mississippiense
Lineage: Eukaryota; Fungi; Ascomycota; Eurotiomycetes; Onygenales; Ajellomycetaceae
Product: NADH-ubiquinone oxidoreductase 30.4 kDa subunit, mitochondrial precursor
Exons: 3
Coding region: 1-843 (280 amino acids)
Molecular function (GO): NADH dehydrogenase (ubiquinone) activity
Source: RefSeq, a predicted model, not a curated record
AUGGCGUCUGCACGGCCGGCCAUGCGUCUGGGCUCCAGUCGCUCCCUGGCCUCUACUGCUAGACCGUCUUCUGCGCGCUUCUUCUCCGCAGCUAGCCCGUUGCGACAGGCGAAGGUCGUAUCCAACACUCCAACCCCAAAUAUGAGAGAGCUACCUCGCCCUGCCGUCGGGGAAUUACACCGCUCUGUUGUCAAUCCCGUAGACAAAUACGCCGAAAAAUCCGCGAGCCUACACAAAUAUGGCCAAUACCUCAUGUCCUGCCUGCCGAAAUAUAUCCAGCAGUUCUCCGUCUGGAAAGACGAAUUGACCAUCUACAUCCCCCCUUCAGGCGUCAUACCUACUUUUACUUUCCUCAAACAACACACGGCGGCGGAGUAUACACAAGUUGUUGACAUUACGGCUGUUGAUUUCCCCGGCCGUGAUCAGCGCUUCGAGGUAGUUUACAAUCUUCUCAGCGUGCGUCACAAUUCGCGGAUACGUGUCAAAACGUACGCGGACGAAGCCACCCCAGUGCCUAGUAUUACCUGUCUCUACGACGGAGCCCUGUGGUACGAACGUGAGGUGUACGAUUUGUUUGGCGUGUUUUUUGUCGACCACCCUGAUCUCCGACGUAUUAUGACGGAUUACGGAUUCGAUGGACAUCCACUGAGAAAGGAUUUCCCACUAACGGGAUACACGGAAAUUCGAUAUGACGAAGAAAAGAAGAGAAUUGUCGUUGAGCCAUUGGAGAUGACACAGGCUUUCCGCGACUUCCAAGGGGGGUCCUCUGCCUGGGAACAGAUUGGAGAUGGUAUCGACAAGACACCAAGCGAAGUAAUUCAAAUUACCAAGCCCCAAACCUGA